This is a messenger RNA of Pezoporus occidentalis (night parrot), 1256 nucleotides long. RefSeq names its product kaptin, actin binding protein (gene KPTN). Gene Ontology annotation, molecular function: actin filament binding. Bases 3 to 1241 code for a protein of 412 amino acids. The record is from RefSeq and is a predicted model, not a curated record. Gene Ontology annotation, cellular component: actin cytoskeleton; KICSTOR complex; lamellipodium. The transcript is spliced from 12 exons. NCBI's taxonomy places the organism in Eukaryota, Metazoa, Chordata, Aves, Psittaciformes, Psittacidae. Gene Ontology annotation, biological process: cellular response to amino acid starvation; negative regulation of TORC1 signaling; actin filament organization.
CGAUGGCGCUGCCCGCUCCGUGCCCGCUGGCCGAGGACAGCUUCACCCGCCUCAGCUCGCAGAGUAACGUGUACGGGCUGGCGGCGCUACCGGCGGGGGAAGGCCCCGGCGGGCUCCUGGCGGCCGCCCUCAAGGGCAAGGUCAUUCACUUCCGGUACCACGAGCUACAGCGGCGCACCCGGCCCCUCGCCAGCGAGCUGCAGUUCACAUACAUCCCGGUGGAUGCUGAGAUCGUCUCCAUCGAUUCCUUCCCCAAGUCCCCCCCACAGCGCGGGCUCGUUGUGGGCAUCACCUUCAUCAAGGACUCCGGGGACAAGCCCAGCCCCUUCCUCAACAUCUACUGUGACUACGAGCCCGGCUCCGAGUACGACCUCGACUCUGUGGCCCAGAGUUGCCUCAACCUGGAGCUGCAGUUCACCCCCUUCCAGCUCUGCCACGCUGAGGUUCGGAGCGGUGAGCACCUUGAGACCGUUUUCCUGCUCAGUGGCAAUGACCCGGCCGUGCACCUCUACAAGGAGAAUUCCAGCUCACACCAGUUUGAGGAGCAGCCCAUCCAGCGCCUCUUCCCCUUUCCCCUUCCCCACCUCCCUUCCAGUGUCCUUUGGCUCCACGUCCUGACCCUUCCCGGCCCCACUUCCCAUCGGAUCACGGCCUUCGGCUGCCAGAGCGGCCACGUCCGCGUCGCCCGCGUGGACCAGAGCGGUCCCACUGUGCUCCAAAGCUGGAGCAUCCAGCAGGAUGGGCCCAUCUCCAAGGUGCUGGUGUUCCCGUUGCCGCCGGAACCGCAUCCCGAUGCUUCCGGGCAGGGAGAUGCGGCGGCCGAGCCAUGCUUCGGUGUCCUGGUGGCCAGUACCAUGGAGCUCAGCGUGGUCUAUAGGGAUGUGCUGAGCCGGGGCCUGACGGAGCAGUGCCCAUUGCCAGGCAGUGACCUCCACGACAGCGUCCUCUGCGCCCUCACCCCGGACCUGGACUUCGAUGGGCACCCAGAGGUGCUGCUGGGCACCUAUGGCCAGGAGCUGCUCUGUUACAAGUAUUCCGGAGGGGAAUUCCGCCUGCUCUGGUCCCGGCGCUUCCCGAGCCCGCUCCUGUCCCUGCUCUACAGCGACCUCACCGGGGACGGCCUGGCCGAGCUCGCCGUGGUCUGCGUGCGGGGCCUGCACGUGCUGCAGCACCGCCUGGAACCGGUCGCUUGCUGCGUCCUGGAGCGGCUCCGGGCCCUCGUGGGGGCCCCCCCCCAAUAAACCUGGAUCCGGCUC